Amoebophrya sp. A120 is the source of this 411-nucleotide messenger RNA. NCBI's taxonomy places the organism in Eukaryota, Dinophyceae, Syndiniales, Amoebophryaceae. The record is from the annotation of a GenBank genome assembly.
AUGAAAAUGUCGCGCACCCUUUCCGCGCGUGUGCCUUCCUCGUCGGAUCUCGAUGCAAGAAUGUCUGCGUUCCGGAUUCCGAUGCGGACGUUAAGAUCCAAUUUCAAGGUUCCGGAUAUCGGGGGACGGUCGGAAAGGAAAUCGACCGGUCCACCUGGGAAUCGUUCGGGCAUUAUCUGGGACAAGAAUUCAACACCUUUUGGACAACAAAGGUUCGUCAGGCGAAAGACGGAUGCAUUUACGUUGUCGACUUCGAGUACAACGGCGUCCGGUUGUCUAUUGAUGUGGGACCAAUGUGCGCAAGUUUUUUGCCGUCCGACUGGUCUACUACUCGGACUUCGUACACGGGUGAAAAGCAGGCGGCUAUUCGCGGGAUCAAGAAGCAUAGAGAAUUCCGCGGCAGUGGAAUAG